Effrenium voratum is the source of this 1467-nucleotide messenger RNA. NCBI's taxonomy places the organism in Eukaryota, Dinophyceae, Suessiales, Symbiodiniaceae. The record is from the annotation of a GenBank genome assembly.
AUGCUGCUCAGGGGACAGGACGUGCAUCACUUCCGUUUCCGUGCUCGCACAGCGAGCCUAUGUCGAGGCCCUGGCAACAUCCCACGGCCUCGCCGCCCCGCUCCGCUGGCCAUCGCCGCCGUCCCAGCCCUCCGCGGCGCGCGGGGCAGCCGCGCGCUGCGCCGCGUGCGGGACGCGGCGGGCGAGGUGUACGCGCGCGCCUGGUACCCUUUGUGCUUCACUGCCGUCACAGAUCAAGGGAAGCCACAUCACCUGGAUCUGUGCGGUGUCGCUGUGGUCUUCUGGCACGACGGCGAAGCUUGGCGUGCGGCCCGGGAUGCCUGCCCUCACCGGGGCGUUCGACUCUCGGAGGGCCGAUUGAACGAGCGGAGCCUGCAGUGCCCAUACCAUGGCUGGGCCUUUGAUGGCGCAGGCCGAUGCGUGAGCAUCCCACAGGCGGAGAAGGAGAAGGCGAGCUCCGCUCGGAAAGGGGCUUGCCUGCGCAUGCUCCCCACAGAGGAGCGGCAGGGCCUCCUCUUCGCCUGGGCCGCGCCUUUGUACGGCGAUGCCGCGCCGCCAGAUCUUGGCCUUCUGGAGGAGUUGGCGCACGAGGAGAUCUUGGGUACCGAGGGGGUCAAGUACGUGGACUACUCCAGAGAUUUGCCCAUGGAUUUGCCCAUCCUCAUGGAGAACGUCCUGGACCCGGCCCACCUGCCCUUUACGCACCACGGCACCAUCAGCCAGCGGGAGCGCGCCAGCUCGGUGCCCAUCCAGACGACGUCCAGCUUCAACGGCUUCACUGGCGAGAGGUCGACGUCGCCGGGCGGGGGCUUGGCCUUCUUUGCGCCCAACCACGUCUGGGCCUUGACGCAGCGCCCGGAGAGCUUUCGGGAUUGGAACCUCGUCUAUGGCACGCCGCUGGCGGAGGACAGCUGCCGGGUCUUUGUGCGGGUGGUCUUCGAGGUGUCAAAAGUUCCGAUGCCUUUGCGGCUGGUCUUCCAGUACGCCUUCUCCGAUCAACUACCAGCCUUCUUCACGCACCUCUCCAACCAUCGCGUGCUGGAGGAUGACAACGUUUUCCUGCAUUACCAGGGCAAAUCAAUGAAAUCGGAGGAGCUUCCCACUUACACGCCAAGCACCUCAGACGCGGCAGUGCUGGCCUAUCGCGACUGGCUACGCCGCAACGGAACCUGUGUCCGCGCGGGCAGUGGAACAGUCCCAGGUGGGAUGCUGACGCGUGCGCAGCUUGUGGAGAGGCUGAGGUCGCACACGGAGCACUGCGCCAGCUGCUCCCAGGCUUUAGCUUUGGCGCGCGGGGCGCAGGCUCCGGCGGAGGCGGCGGUGCUGCUGGGGCUGCUCGGCGCCGCGCUGGACGGACACGCGGCUUUCGCCUUCGCCGCCUCGCUGGGCUUCGCGCUGCGCCUGGCAGCGCGAAGCCUCGAGGAGAAGCUCACCGUGGGUGAGUACCCGCCGCCCCGGAACUCGUGA